GGUGUUUUAAAGAGACACCCAUAUAGGUAUUAAAACCCUCGGCAAGCAAUUCUCGCCCCGACUUAGCCAAUGAGGAUCGUGGCCGACUAAAUCCGGACCCUUCGUAUGGUAGAGCUCCAGGUCUGAUCCGGGGCUAAUCAAUGUGUGACUGUGGAAGCAAGAGGUGUCAGCCGCACAAUAUUAAGGCAAGUUGCAGACGGACAUCUCGCGGGACCUGACUGAUGAUCUACAUGAUUCAAGAUGCGCCCGCUCACAUGUAAACUUACUUACCCAUCAACUAUUCACAUGUCCUUGCGGUGAUGCUGAGGGCGCGGGGAGUCUGUUUUCGGUCUCAUACCCUAAGCAUAUAAAUCUCGGAAGCCUCUGUAUCUCCUACUGCCCAACACAAGCCGCCAAUGUCGUUGACGACAACGACUGCUAGGCAGCGGGCGGCAAUUGGGGAACGCCUUUCCGAACUUACAACAGUCUUCACUCCGCCGUGCCCAAUUACGUGGCUGCUGACAAGCACAAAGGUGCCAUCGCAGUAUCCAGCCUUUCCUACCACAGGACCUUCUUCAUGCGAUCCUCCCUCUUGGGUCGACAAUAUCUCCCAGAAGGGCUUCGGCUACUACUCGCCCGCGAUAUGUCCUAGCGGCUUCUAUGCGGGCUGCACCGCCAAAGAUGAUAGAAUUGGUGAAGGAUUCCCACCAACAUCGUCAGGGGAGACCGCCAUGUACUGCGUUCCAAGUGGAUUCGCCUGCACAUCAGACACAACAGACUUUCGAGGCGGCAUCUGGGGAUUUCAAACAGGCUCGGGGAGUAGACCUUCCGCUACCGUAGGACCAGCCAUACAGAUCCGCUGGAGGCAACAGGACCUUUCCAGUCUCCAAACCGACCCUUUGGACCCUAACUCGCCGGCCAACGUCGUCAUCGUUGCCUCCUCAGAAAACGUCGUGGUCGGUGACUCGUCGAGUUUCAGUACAGCCGGAGCUAUAACCUCUACAAUCACAUCAGCUCAUUCAACACGCCAAAUAACUUCGGCAACAUCUAUCUCGACACCAAUCCCGGCUGAAACGGAAACAGAUGUACCACGGAUUAGCUCUCCUAUUAUACCGACCGGGACAGAGGUGUCAAUGAGCACAUCCCAAUCCUCCCCAUCUAGUCAACGGGAUGCGGCGACGCCUAUCCUGACAGGAAGCACAUCCACCACUGGCAGUGAGAACAAUCCGAGUCCUAGCGUAAAUGAAGGGAGUUCCGCAGGCGUUUCCUCAAGCACAAAUACGGCAGCGAUGGCUUUGUCCGGAAUUCUUAUCGUCAUCAUACUCGGAUUUCUGGCAACCGUAUCAUUUCGUCGGUAUCGUCGGUACCGCGCCGGAAAGAUAGAGGCCUUCAUCCCCUUCAAACCCAGACACUGGGCUAAAGCUAUCCUAGGUAAAUGGUCUAGUAGAUCAAUGCCCUCGCAUCGUGACCGUGGAAACCUCCCACCUAAACUUCCAGAUGCCGAAUUAGGCACCGACGGUCCUAUCCCGGAACUUGGACCGGGAGACCCGCUUGGCACAAAAGAGAACCCAGCAGAGCUAGCGGGGAAUGGCGUGAGGAAUAGCUGGAUGUCAAAUAUGUCGCGGAUAUUUACUGGGAGAUUGAGAAAGGAAGUUUGGUCAGUAUAAAAGCUUUGCCAGUUUCAUCAAUUACGUAUUCUGGGAAACGGUGCAUAUGGCUAGAUGAUGGUGUUUUAAGGAGGUGAUCCUGGGCCGCUGUGGAUUGAUUUUGCAUUUUACCCUACCAACCUACCUAGAGUGGUAGAUAAAGAACCUUGGAAGGCUUGGGGUAACUAGCUAAAGUGUCGUCGCUGUUUACCCAUGAUGAAUAAGUAUAUACCUACCUAGGUAGGUAGUUGAUUCAUCACAAAACUUGACAGUUACUUCCAAGGUUGUCUUACGUGCAUAGGUACCUAGUUCAGAUUUAGGUGAGAAAAGGGAACAUUAGCGUU
Molecule: messenger RNA, 1969 nt
Organism: Annulohypoxylon maeteangense
Lineage: Eukaryota; Fungi; Ascomycota; Sordariomycetes; Xylariales; Hypoxylaceae
Exons: 2
Coding region: 396-1646 (416 amino acids)
Source: RefSeq, a predicted model, not a curated record